AUGACUCGAAAACUCUCAGGGCUUACCCCUCUCGAAAUCAAGGGGAAUGACACAAAGCCAACUUUGAUCGCCGCGUCCCCCGUAAUUUCCAUUCGACAAGCUUUGAAAACAAUGAGCAUACACAAUAUCACUUCUUUGCCCAUCUAUUCUCACGAUUCCAAAAACAUAGUGAAUAUCGUAAACUUUGUUGAUGUGCUUUAUUAUGUUACGGAAAAAGUGGUAGCUGGUGAAAAUUUACCCAACCAUUUGAAAGAUAGCAAAUUAGAUGAUCACAUUGAAGCUGUUAUGACUUUGGAUACUGAAAGGGAAAGCUACAGGAUUCUUAAGACUGAUGCGAAUGAUAAUAUUAAAUCCCUUCUCGAGGCUUUUUCUAGAGGAAUUCAUCGUUCUUUGGUGAUUGAUUACACUAAUAAAACCGAACCAUACAUCUUGACACAAACCGAUAUCAUUAGAUACGUUUAUGCUCACCCGGAAAGUUUGCCUUCGAUUGAUUUUGAUUCUUCGUUGAAAUCUCUUGGUCUUGCUGAGAAAAAACAUGAGGUUGUUGUUGGCUAUGAUAAUGAAAUUGCUUUAAACCUAUAUAGAAGAAUGAGUGAAAAGAACUUAACAGGAAUUCCAAUUAUUAAUAGUGAGGAAAAAUUGAUUGGAAAUUUAUCAGUAUCGGAUCUCCGAGGGUUAAGUUAUGAAUCAAUUGAAAAUCUCGCUUUACCAGUUCUCAAAUUUCUAGAAACUCUAUCAAAUAGUGAGACCAGUCUAAACGCAAUUUCAGUAUCUGAGCACGCCUCUCUGCGUGAAGUCUUAAGAUUGAUUGUAACGAAUCGUAUUCAUCGUGUAUGGAUUGUCAGCGAAGAUUGCAAAGUUCGAGGCAUUGUUUCUCUCACAGAUUUAAUUCAACUAUUCUCAUAG
This is a messenger RNA of Acaulospora morrowiae, 906 nucleotides long. The record is from the annotation of a GenBank genome assembly. NCBI's taxonomy places the organism in Eukaryota, Fungi, Glomeromycota, Glomeromycetes, Diversisporales, Acaulosporaceae.